Messenger RNA from Thermochaetoides thermophila DSM 1495, 2718 nucleotides. RefSeq names its product alpha,alpha-trehalose phosphate synthase subunit-like protein. Gene Ontology annotation, molecular function: catalytic activity. The coding region runs from base 1 to 2718 and encodes 905 amino acids. The record is from RefSeq and is a predicted model, not a curated record. NCBI's taxonomy places the organism in Eukaryota, Fungi, Ascomycota, Sordariomycetes, Sordariales, Chaetomiaceae. The transcript has 4 exons. Gene Ontology annotation, biological process: trehalose biosynthetic process. Gene Ontology annotation, cellular component: alpha,alpha-trehalose-phosphate synthase complex (UDP-forming); cytosol.
AUGACGGUGUUCAUUGCUUCUCUUUUCCUCCCCAAAACGGUCCAGUUCGACGUCCCGGUCACCAAUCACCGGAGUGCAUGGUCCGAGAAGAAGUAUCCGUUCAGCACGAAACCCGCAAAGCCAAGCCCAUUGGAGCAACCUCCCAGCUUGUUCCAACCAACCAAUAUCACCCCCCCAGAGACACCUACCGACGAGAAGAAGCGUGACAAUCCUUUCGCCAAUGAAGAUGGCCUUAGGGUCCACAUUCCCCUGUCCGAGUCGAGUACAGAUAGCAUCGAUGGUCCGGCUGAUAGGAGCUCCCCGACAUGGGGUGGUCGGCCUGACCAACCUAUGUCACGCGCCAACUCCCCCCCACCGCCCUCGAUAGUGGACAAGGGUAGACUCCUGCAGCAAGCAAUUGGUCGCCAAAGUUUCCUCAAGACUCGCGCAGCCCGGAGCGGUAGCCACGACCGGGUCUUCGAGUCUGCAAAUUGGAGGAUUGUCAACGCUGAUCAAGGCAAUGGUGGUUUGAGGAAUGCUGCAUUGGCCGCAGCGCGCGAAGGUUUUACCGGUGAUUACAUCUGGGUUGGCACUCUGGGCAUGCCUAUUGAUGCCCUGCAGGGUACUCAACAGCUACAAGAUAUCGAGGAUAAGCUGGCAACCGAGCAUGACAUGCUGGCAGUCCUGCCCUCUGAUAAGGACUUCAACGGUCACUAUCUGCACUACUGCAAGCAAAUUCUGUGGCCGGUCUUUCACUACCAGCUUCCAGAUAACCCCAAGAGCAAGGCCUACGAGGAUCACUCGUGGAAGUACUAUGUCAACGUGAACCAAGCGUUCGCCGACAAGAUCGUCAAGAAUUGGAAGCGAGGCGAUACCAUCUGGGUCCACGACUAUCACCUCCUUCUCCUUCCUGCUAUGAUUCGCAAGAAGUUGCCAGAUGCCAAGAUUGGUUUCUUCCUUCAUGUCGCCUUCCCGUCGUCCGAGAUUUUCAGGUGUCUUGCUACACGCAAGGAUUUACUCGAGGGCAUGCUGGGUGCUAAUUUGAUCGGAUUCCAGAUCCAUGAGUACACAAGACACUUCCUUCAAACCUGCAGCAGGCUUCUGAAUGCGGAGGCCACUCCAGAUGGGCUGCAGCUUGAGGAUCGUUUCGUCGAUGUAUUCAAUUUACCCAUUGGAAUCGAUCCUGUCAGUUUGGAUCAGCACCGCCAGGAGCCCAAAGUUCAGGAAUGGCUCGAGGUCUUGCGCAAGAAGUUCCAGGGCAAAAAGGUCAUUGUUGCUCGUGACAAGCUUGACCAUGUUCGGGGCAUCAAGCAAAAGCUCCAAGCUUUCGAGAUCUUCCUGACUCAGCAUCCAGAAUGGCGUACCAAAAUGGUUCUGUUCCAGGUCGCCCUUUCUUCUGGAGAAAAGAGCGAGCUUGACAAGACUGUCUCUGACAUCGUGACCCGUGUAAACUCAUCACAUGCAAACCUGGCACACCAGCCCUUGGUUUACCUCAAGCAAGAUAUCGAUUAUGCGCAGUAUCUUGCGCUGAUGAGCAUUGCAGACGGCUUGAUGAUCACGAGCCAGCGUGAGGGUAUGAAUUUAACUUCUCACGAAUUUGUAUUCUGUCAGGACGGCAAAAUCUGCGAGAAGAAGCAUGGUGUGCUCCUCCUUUCCGAGUUUACAGGUACCUCGUCAUUGUUUGGCGGCAAUGAGUUGUCGAUCAACCCGUGGGAUUACCGGGCCUGCGCGGACGCAAUCAUGAAGGCUGUCACCAUGAACGAGGAGGAGAAGGAGGCUCGCUGGACAAAGCUGUCUGAGGCUGUCAAACGCCACACCGGUGCGCAUUGGUUUACUGAAUUGAUGACGCGUUUGGACCGUGUGUACGAAGAACAGCAGCGCCGCGAUCAGACAUCGGUCCCCCGUCUUUCUCUUCAUCAUCUCGUUCAGCAGUACAGUCGCAGCCAGCGGCGCCUCUUUAUCCUUGAUUUCGAGGGCACAUUGGUUAGCUGGGGCCCGGUUAACCAGAUUAUUCCAGUGAGCCCCCAGCGUACUCUUGAUGUGCUCAAUGAUCUUCUUAUUGAUGAGCGUAACACAAUCUAUGUCAUGUCGGGUCGUCGUCCCGAAGAGCUUGACCGCCUCUUCCGUCGUGUCCCCAACCUUGGUUUGAUUGCUGAGAACGGUUGCUUCCUCAAAGACUGUGGCAGUUCCACAUGGACCGAAAUGGCCGACCCAGAGCAGAUCCGUACCUGGAAAGAGCAAGUCAGGGGUAUUCUGACAUACUACCUUGAACGCACACCUGGCGCUGAAAUCGAGGAUCGCCGUUGCUCUUUGAUCUUUCACUAUAAAUCGGCGGAGGAUUACGAGUCAGCCAUGAGGCAAGCCAAUGACUGCGCCAGCCAUAUCAACGACGCCUGUGAGGAACAGCGCGUGCACGCGAUUCCGCUGGAUGGCUGCGUGCUGGUCGAGCCAAUCGACUGGACCAAGAGCACUGCCGCGCAAAAGAUCUUUGAUGACCUGCGCACUAAGAUGGGCCCCGAUGAGCAACACGAGUCGCCGGUCGAUUUCCUCAUGGUAGUUGGCGAUGGACGUGACGACGAGAAGGUAUUCCGCUGGGCCAAUACGCUAGGUAAGGAGGGCGUUGUCAAAGAGGUCGUCACGGUCACUCUCGGCACCAGGAAUACCGAGGCCACGGCCACACUGACUCAGGGCGUUAGCGGCGUCCUGCUGGCCCUCCAGAAACUAGCAAGCAUGGCGUAA